Messenger RNA from Hemibagrus wyckioides, 1924 nucleotides. RefSeq names its product PAXIP1 associated glutamate-rich protein 1 (gene pagr1). The coding region runs from base 233 to 1024 and encodes 263 amino acids. Lineage: Eukaryota; Metazoa; Chordata; Actinopteri; Siluriformes; Bagridae. The record is from RefSeq and is a predicted model, not a curated record. The transcript is spliced from 6 exons.
CAUUACGCCGCUCGAUGACGCAGACGGCGGGAGUCUAGCCGAGAAGUAAACAUUCAGUCUAUCAUUGAUCAGAAUUAACAAUGGAAAGCAGAUCUUCUCGAUUGAACACACUGUAAAGCUUCUGCACACGACCAGAACCGACAGGAAUAUCUUCAUGUGAGCUCGCUCAGCUGUGUAGCGGAUGUAGCAGAGUGUAACACAUCACCGGCCUGCUGAUGGACACAGCUGUGUGAUGCAGGCAGCGGGGGAUGUGGAGUCCUCGCUCUCAGACCGAGUGGAGGUGAUGGGUGUGAAGGAAAACGAGGACAAAUCUACAGAAGAGGACACUGAAAAAGAAAGCGAAGAGGCUACUAAACCCGAGGACGAGAAAGAUGAGGAGAAAGACACAGAGUUACCAGAUGAAGACAAACAGAACGAGGGAACAAAGGAGGGUGAAGACAUGACCAACGGAGGCCAGAGCCAGCAGGAGGAUGACGAGUGGGAAAUCCCGUACAGUGACGAGGAGCUGGAGGAAGCUAAGACCUGGAUGCCUCCACCCGAGGAGAUCAAGCGUUUGUAUGAGCUUCUGGCUAAAGGAGAAAUGCUGGAGUUGAAGUGGAUCCCUCUGCCUCGCAGACCUCCAACUCCACCACGCACUCCUUCUCCAGAGAGAGAUGGAGAGAACUCGGACGAAGACAAGCAGGAGGAGAGCGAGCGCAAGCCUCCCACACCUACUGAGUUUGAUUUUGACGAAGAGCAAACCUCCAUGACUCCCAAGAAUUCAUUCCUUGUACGGCGCAGAACACCAGGCUCCUCCGCUCGUUCCUCUGUGAAGCGAACUGCUCGGCUCGACAAGGUGCUCUCCGACAUGAAGCGCCACCAAAAGCUCGAAGAACAGAUCCUCAGGACGGGUCGCGACCUUUUCAAAAGCAACAAAUCCACACAAGACCGCUCGUCUGCCGGCAGUCAGAGGGAAAGAGACAAGGAGAGAGAGAGAGACAGUGACCCCAGCACCAUCUUCAGCCCCAGACAGAGGAGAUACUGAGCGAAUGUAUACAGGAAUGGGGACAAAUUUGGGUCACACCCUUAUUUUGGGCUUGUGAUCCAUUUCAUUUUUAAGAAUAGAUGACUUGUUUCUUAUGAAUUUUUUUAUACAUUGAACACACUUGUGGAUUUGAGAGAUGAGAUGAAAUGUAUGAGAUACAGAGUGAAAUAUUAUCCAUAUUUGAAUAAAUGUCUUAUGUUGAUGAGAAUCUUUUAAUUUGUAGAGUAAACUUGUAUGAAAUGUUUUCUUUAAACCAGCACAAAGCUUCUGACCCAUAGAGUGGAUCAUGGAGCAUAGUGUCUGUUUCUUCAGCAUUUACUUUAUCAGCACAGCAGUCAAGGUGUAGCUGGUGCCUCAGUGGUUAAGAUGCUGGACUCCUGCUGGAAAGAUUGUGAGUUCGAAUCCUAGUAAAGUGUAGCACCAUCUGUACUAGACCCUGGAACAAGGCCCUUAACACUAAACGGCUCAACUGCAUUAAAUAUAAGGCACCCUGGAUAAGUGAAAUGUAAUUAAGUUCAAAUCUCAGGUCAGUCAUUGCUGGACCCAUGAGCUAGAUGACUUUGUUACCUGACUCCAUGGUCAUUUUUUCUUGUUUCUCUGCAUCAGAAAUGUAUUUCUAUACACAAGCAGUCAAAAGACUGGGCACACGACAUGAUAUUGUCUUAGAUCUUAGAAUUAAGUCCUUUAACCAAACAAGUCAUUUUUAUUUAGAUCCGAGAAGCUCAGCCUCUUGGGGAACUUUAAAGAGAUGAAGCUUGUUUGGAUGUGCGAGUCUUUUGUUGAGCAUUUGUCCAAACCGUUGACUGCUAGUGAACCUAAUUAAGGUUAUAUGGAUUUACAGGAAAUUAUAAUGAAAUAAUAAUAAUAAUAAUAAUAAAAAAAAAUCAUUAACCCUUUCAA